This is a messenger RNA of Orbicella faveolata, 762 nucleotides long. Its product is annotated as lysophosphatidylserine lipase ABHD12-like. Lineage: Eukaryota; Metazoa; Cnidaria; Anthozoa; Scleractinia; Merulinidae. Gene Ontology annotation, biological process: monoacylglycerol catabolic process; phosphatidylserine catabolic process. Gene Ontology annotation, molecular function: phosphatidylcholine lysophospholipase A1 activity; monoacylglycerol lipase activity. The record is from RefSeq and is a predicted model, not a curated record. Gene Ontology annotation, cellular component: endoplasmic reticulum membrane.
AUGAUAUCUUACAUGAAUUAAGGAAAGUUAUCAAAGCGCAACUUACAUUUUGGAAGGCUCGAUCAAGGCGGGAAAUACGGACAGUAUGUCUGAAGGCGUGAAGCGACGAGCUAAGAAGACAGCAGCUAAUCAAGAAAGUAGAGAAAAAGAAGCAAAGGUUGGCUUUGACGAGAAAGAGCGGCAAAGGAGUCUGUCAUCUUCGCUGGUGUUUGGAAUCAUUUCAUUGAUUUGGUCAUUGUUCAAGACUGCAUUGGGUACAAUUCUGCUGCUUUAUGUUGUAUUAGUGAUAAUAAUGUACACCUCACCAGCAGCAAGAGAACUAGUGAUAUAUUUACAUCCAUUGAAGAAUCCAUUUGAAGAUUUGUCCAAUCCUGGUUCCUUUGGUUUGCCAGAAGAUACUGUCAAUUUUUAUAUUUCUGGUCAGGCUGGGAAACUGGGAGCGUGGUAGGUCUUUUGGUCUGUUUUACGUUAGGGUAAGGUUAUAAUAAAAAGGGUUGUUAUCUCAAGCAGGGCUAGUUUUAAGGAAAGCGAGAAAUAGUUGUAGGCAGUUUUAGUUUUGCGACAAUCAUUGAUAAAGUAACAGUUGGCCAAGUCAAAUCCAAAACUGAGUCUGAGUCAAAUGUCAGAGUCAUGUUAUACGCAUUUUUUUUUCUUUCUUUUUUUUUUUUUUUACAAAAAAUGAUUUGAAGUAGGUGGCUACCCUGGGGCAGCACCCAUCAGAGAGUAAGAAGAGAGGCAGGUCUUAGCCAGCAUUAACAUCAA